Symbiodinium sp. CCMP2456 is the source of this 4596-nucleotide messenger RNA. NCBI's taxonomy places the organism in Eukaryota, Dinophyceae, Suessiales, Symbiodiniaceae. The record is from the annotation of a GenBank genome assembly.
AUGGCAUCGGCCCCCUCCGAUGAGGAUGCAGAGGAGGGUGCCUUCACCAUCCCAGAGUACUUGUUUGCAGCUCUAGCAGCCGAAGAACGGCUGAAACCGUAUCUUGCCGACGUUGCCAAGGAUGGCAUUCUCGCGGAGCUGCAGCUCCUCAUAGAGGAAGCGGGUGAAGAAGCCUGCACACAGUGGUCCGACGGUGCAAACAUCGUGAGUGACGGCACGAUCGCCGGGCUCGUGAAUCUGGUCGUUACAUUGACUGAGGACUCAAAUGCCAGCGCGGCAGAUGUCCUCAAGGAGGCCGUGUCAUCGCUCCGCACGGACCUGCUGGAGGACGAAUGCAUUCAGCAGCUUCUUUCAGAAAUUCAGGGUGUCCAAGCAGGUGGCCUUACACCAAACUCUGUCGUUGGUGACGGUGUGAGUGGGGACGAGGUCGUCACGGACAGGUUGGAGUUGCUUGUGAUGGAUGCAGAGCAGGCCGCAGAACUGCAAGAUGCGUGGGGCAUGUACAUGGAGUCCUUCAGCUCGCGUGACAUUGCCUGCGACACGCUUUUUGCUGCCUUCUAUGAUGCCGCUCCAUCGCUUCAUUAUUUGUUCAAGACCUCACGCGCGGUUAUGUCGGGCAGGUUCGCUGGAGGCAUUGAGAGCAUUGUGAUGGCCCUGCCGAAUGGCAAGGAAGUCAAAUCCCUGAUAGAACUUCUAGGUUUCAAGCACCUCGAACUUGAGGUGACGACGCCGCGAAUAGCGGUAGUUAGAGAAGCCAUGUUGGAAGCCUUCACUGCAGAGCUGGGCGAUCGCUUCACGACCCUUGCUUAUGAAGGCUUGCGUAAGACAUUGAAUUAUGCUGGUGGUGGAUGCAUCUAUCUUCGUGAAACAUUCGCGGAAAGGUUGCAAAUUCUGGCCUCGAGCUGGAGAACCGCCAGUGCGAAUGGGCAAGUCCAGGAUGACGAUUGGGAUGAGGAUAUUGCGCAAGCAGACUCUGCGCGGGAAUCUGGUUCCCAAACGGCGUCGCAGACGGAGUCUCACACAGUAUCACAGGACAAAGCAUCCCAGUCGAUGGCGGAGGUCCAGCCUCCUGCAGAGGAGGAAGCCAAGAACGAGAUCCCAAACAAGAUCAGCAUGCAGGGUGUCCCGACGAGCUUCGACGACAUGUUCCGCUUCAAUGCCGCUGUCAUGGGCAUGGCUGACAGAGAGUGGAUGUAUGAGGUUUUGGACUGCUUUGAUGCCAUCGUACGGAAUGUCGCAAACUCUUUCCGACUACAGGAAGAAUGCGACGUACUUUCCUUGCGCUUUGCCAAGCUGCCAGGCGUCGUCAUCCUUGCGGAGUUCAAAGCCGUUAUGCUGGCUUCCUUGCGAUCCCUGGUGCCACAGGACUGGGACACUAAGCACGAGGAAGCUUGGGACUGGCUUUGGAGCAAUGUGGAGAAGAUUCUGGGCAAAGAGCUGGGCAAAGCAGCUGAGAGGGAACGCAGAGUAUCCCGGUACGUGGGAUCGAUUGAAGAUGAAACGAAGAUCGUACUGAGCCGCAAAAUCUAUGCAAAGUUCUUUGCGGUGGCUCCAGAGGGGCAGAACUACUUCAAGCAAUCCUCAACAAGGCUACAGUUCAUCAUUGACAGAGUCGUUGAGAUGACCCUGUCCAUGUACGAGUUUCCUUGCCGAAUGGUGGAUGAAAUUUCAGCGCUUGGGUUGCGCCACGUCGGCUACGGCAUCCCAACAGAGUUUUUCAACCCCUUUGUACAGUGCUGUGUGGAAGUCAUGCGUGAAGUUACAAAUGAUGAGAAGUUAUGCGAUGGCUUUGGCUGGUCACUGGGGCUGAUCUCUCGGGUCCUGGUGCGAACCAUCAACGAGGGCUCCACGUUGGUGAUGAAGGCCAUCAACCUCAACUCGGCCAACAUGGUCAAGAAGGCGUUGACGCCUGUUCCCAGGGCUAAGCGUGCCAUGUGCAUGCUGAAGAUUACGGUCGGCACCCAAUCAAUUUCACCUCUGCUUUGGGCGAUAUCUAGCGGCAAUCUGGAGGCGGCACAUGAGAUGUUAGAAGACUUGCUAACGAUCCGUGCAGAUCGCGACCGAUACUAUUUCGGUAAUGAUGACCUGUUCUCCCGGCAUCCAGAUAUCGUACAGGUUCUCACCAAAGAGGCCCCGACUUUGCUAGAGAUCUUGCUCGACAAACUGGUCUGGCGAUCGCGAGUGGUGGUUGGAGGGCAAAGACGCGUGAACUUUUUCAUCAAGCACUUGCUGGUAGAUGCAGACGGACAGUUUGCCGGUGCAACCCAAUGGAUCUGCCAGAUGCAAGAUCCGGUAAUUGUGGUGCACUGCGUUCUCGAAACGUUGACGGAUCUGGUUUGGACCAAUGUGAUAUAUGGGCCAUUCCUGCGGAGCAAAGUCUGGCUGUUGUUUACACUGCUGGUGUUCCUCAUGAGCCAGUCGAUCUUAAAGACCUGGCACGCAGAGGAUGAGGCAACACAGGGCACACUGCGUAUUGCGACUGCGGUAUGUCGAGCUUUCGUUUAUUUUGCCAGCAUGCUGGAGCUGAUCUACUCCCGCACGAGAAUAACCUGCAAAUCGAUCAGAGAUGGGGACAUCGUCCGCCGAUGCCAGAUCCCUGUGCCCUCUAAGGUGAUCACAGACUGGCAAGAAUCUAUGAGCUGGCUUCUGACCUUGAUUCUUAUUGCCAUGUUCAUGGUUGAGCCGAUACUGAAGGAGAGCAGAUUAAAGUACACCAAUUCGCUAAAACCCGCUUCGAGCCUCAUGGCCGAGAUCGAGGCCGCGAGAAGUGACGGCGUCAAUGGAGCGGAAGACGACGUUUACUUCGUGUCUGUAUCCUACAGAGGAACCGCUUAUGAGGUACCCGUGCAAGGUGACGACCAACUUGCUUCUAUAUUCGACUUUGUCCAGGAAGCAUUGGACUUUCCCAGAGAGAACUGCAAGUUGAUCUUUCGCGGAAAAGUCCUGAGACCCGACAACGACACCCAGACAGUGGCGGAAGCUGGUCUUGCGGCGGGAUGCAAGGUUAUGUUAGUGGCGAGCUCUGCCAAGGAUGUCUCGUUCGUGCAGUCUUCCCGGGCUGACCCUCUGGUGAAAGGCUUUGCCGAGGAGGAAAGAGACGAGCAAAGCCGACGCAAGCGGGCGCGAGCUGCUCUCUCUGCCUGGGGCACGAAGCAAGACUCGGAGUUCAAUUUUGGCUCGAUAAAGGCUGAGUUCAAGUACUCGGAGCCCCCUCCGUAUGAGGCGGAGCGCUUGCUGCAAAAAUUGUCCACCGAUCCUGGCAUCAUCGAGAUCAUGAAGACCAGAAAGUUCAAGGUUGGUGUUCUGACAGAGAUGAGCCCAGUAGAAGCUCAAGAGCGUAUGGCCAAGCGCGGCACACCGAACAUGGAUUUGCUCGGCUACAACCAAAACUACGGCGGCAUGAUUGUACUUCGGCUGCGGACGGACACCCUGAAGGGGUUUCGGCCCUACCAUGAUCUCAUCAAUACAUUAAUCCAUGAGCUGACACACAAUGUUUGGGGUCCGCAUGACAACAAUUUCUGGAAACUGUUCGGCGAACUAAAGGCCCAGUACAUGCGCUUCCAUCGCUUUUGGAGUCAUGGCGGGAGGGCGGCUGACAGCAAUGCUGCUGGCCAGUUCCAGGGUUUCGAGGGUGAUGAAAAUGCCGGGAAGGAGGGAAGCUUCGGACGUGUACUUGGAAGCAGCCUCGAGGCGGCUCAGACAGAUUCGGACCGAAGGUCCAGAGCAUUGGCCGCGGCCGAAGCUCGUAUGGGCCAGACGGAACCAGAGCUUCCCGGGGAGGUGGAAGACCCGGAAGAGACUGUGAAGCCCUGGGUGCCGAACUUCCUCGCAUCGAACGGGCAAUGGAUGUUUGCCUGUCCCUGUGGGGAAACCCACACUGUGUCCACAGAGGAGAAGGAUGCGCUUAUCAAUGCAUUGGUGGAGGGCGCAACCACAUGUCUUUUUGGAGCUGCCUCGUCCUCGUCAGGCCCCGUUGAGAUGGAGCAGGAUCCUCAGCACGACGGUGGCAACAUGGAGCAGUUUGGACCAACUGCCGGCGAUCUUCCAACAACGGCCGCAGACAGGGAGAUGGAGCCCCAAGCAGCACAGCGGAGAGAGGAGAUCGAACCCUCGGCAGCGAAUCCGCCUCCGCAGGCAGUUUCUGAGGCUGAGGUUUCGGCUCAGACCCCAGCUGCCGCAGCCGAGGAUCUUCCUCCACUGGACCUCUCCGAGUUGGAGCUGCAGGGCUUGGACGGCGCUGCUGUAUGGCUGAAGCGCUUCUCCGAGAAGCUGUCUGGACUAGCUGCCGAACAGGCGACCAAGGCAGCUGCCGUGGAGCUUCUGCUGAAACUGGUGAGAAAUGUCGUGAAAAGCCCAGAUGAGCAGAAGUUCCGAAGAAUCCGGACUGAGAAUCCCGCAAUCCGUUCCAGGCUGAUAACUGCUGGUGGGGAGAGAGCCGAAGCUUUGAUGACAAUGCUUGGCUUUGAGCCGAUGACGGAGUCAAAUGGCGAGCGAGUGUUCGUCCUGCGGGAUGCGUCGUUUGACUAUGCCCGUCUUCGAAUGGGUCAGGAGCUUCUAGAGGCCGAGUUGGACAAGAUGACCGUGACGACGGCGUAG